AGAAUGGUGACGUCUGUGUUCCUCCGGGUGGCCUUCAGCCUGAUUGGCUGGUUCUGCCUCUACGCGUGGUCCUGCCACCGGUUCAAGGACCGCACCUACGAGUGGAGCUGCCGGUUGGUCACUCUGACGCACGGAGUCCUGGCCACUUGCCUCUCUGGCUACAUUGGCUUCAUCGACGGCCCGUGGCCAAUGUCUUAU
This is a messenger RNA of Gekko japonicus, 198 nucleotides long. RefSeq names its product transmembrane protein 136-like. The transcript has a single exon. The record is from RefSeq and is a predicted model, not a curated record. The annotation marks the transcript as partial. NCBI's taxonomy places the organism in Eukaryota, Metazoa, Chordata, Lepidosauria, Squamata, Gekkonidae.